AUGGCAAAGGCUUAUUCCACACGUGUCCUCACGUUUCUGAUGCUGAUCUCGUUAAUGGCGGUAACACUGAACCUUGUGUCCAUGGCAGAGGCACAGAAUAAGAAGAAGGCACCGAGGAAAGAUGUUCCUCUAGUGAAAGGUCUCUCAUGGAGCUUUUACCAAAAAGCAUGUCCCAAAGUGGAAAACAUUAUCAGAAAAGAGCUCAAGAAAGUCUUCAAGAGAGAUAUUGGUUUAGCUGCAGCCAUUCUUCGUAUACAUUUCCAUGACUGCUUCGUUCAGGGAUGUGAAGCGUCAGUGUUGCUAGCUGGAUCAGCGAGUGGGCCAGGAGAACAAUCAUCAAUCCCGAAUCUGACACUCCGUCAAGCCGCCUUUGUCGUCAUCAAUAACCUUCGUGCCCUCAUCCAGAAGCAAUGCGGUCAAGUCGUCUCUUGCUCUGACAUCCUCGCUCUAGCCGCCCGUGACUCCGUCGUCCUCUCAGGAGGGCCAGAGUAUGCUGUGCCACUAGGCAGACGCGACUCACUAGAGUUUGCGACUCCGGAUACGACUUUGAAUAACUUACCACCACCUUUCGCUAACGCGAGCGCGCUCAUCACCGACUUCGGCAAUAGAAACCUCAACAGCACCGACUUAGUUGCACUUUCUGGUGGUCACACCAUUGGAAUUGCGCAUUGUUCGUCUUUCACGGACCGGCUAUACCCGAACCAAGACCCUACCAUGAACAAAGCAUUCGCCAACAACCUCAAACGCACUUGUCCCACUGCAAACUCGAACAACACGCAAGUGAACGACAUAAGGAGCCCUGACGUUUUCGACAACAAGUACUACGUUGAUCUCAUGAACCGACAAGGAUUGUUCACAUCCGACCAGGAUCUGUUCGUGGACAAGAGAACACGUGGUAUUGUGGAGAGCUUUGCGAUCGAUCAAAAGCUGUUUUUUGAUCAUUUCGCAGUGUCCAUGAUCAAGAUGAGUCAGAUGAAUGUCUUGACGGGGACACAAGGAGAGAUUCGUUCCAACUGUUCGGCGAGAAACACAAGAAACUUCAUGUCCGUUUUGGAAGAAGGCAUCGAGGAAGCUCUUUCAAUGAUCUAA
Messenger RNA from Arabis nemorensis, 1089 nucleotides. Lineage: Eukaryota; Viridiplantae; Streptophyta; Magnoliopsida; Brassicales; Brassicaceae. The record is from the annotation of a GenBank genome assembly.